Molecule: messenger RNA, 1646 nt
Organism: Emericellopsis atlantica
Lineage: Eukaryota; Fungi; Ascomycota; Sordariomycetes; Hypocreales; Bionectriaceae
Product: HpcH/HpaI aldolase
Exons: 2
Coding region: 417-1283 (288 amino acids)
Cellular component (GO): cytoplasm
Molecular function (GO): aldehyde-lyase activity
Source: RefSeq, a predicted model, not a curated record
CGUAAUUUUACGCGGUCAUGUAUGAAAUACCACAAUCCCUUGUCAGGGGCUAAUCAAUGUCCAAUAGGUGCCUCAGGCACGAAGCUUGCGAAUCCGCGGGUUAACAAAUAUCGUUGAAAUUUUGUACGUAUGUAUGCAAGUAUUAUUGCACCUCGCUCCAACCAGCAAUUUCACUUGCUCACCAUGGACCGGUGCGGCCCUCGGACUUUUCGGUCACGGCCCCGGCCCCGGCUCCGACUCCGAGAUCAAUCCACUUUUCCCGGCCCCGCGUCGCAUCCGUUAUCGGACGAGUCCGACGGCGGAUCCUUCGCCUGCCUUACCAUAGCCGACUGACAGCCGUCGCUUGCGGUCUCGUUGCUGCCAAAACCACCGAAGUCGGCUAUCUCGUCGACGUCUGGGUGCAGUGCUGAAGCUUCAUGCGCAGUUCAAUCGACAUUCCCUUUCCCACCAACAAACACUCCACCAUGUCUUCCUCUUCCCAAAGUACAACCAUUGCCCAGAACAACCUGAUUGCCCUCGCGGCUCGGGGCAAGAUCUGCACCAGCCUCGGCGUCAAGAUCUGUCGGGGCGUGGAAAUCGUGCACAUUGCCAAGGCAUCCGGCUACGACUCGCUCUUCAUCGACCUGGAGCACACGUGCAUGACCGUCCAGGAUGCAUCCCAGAUCUGCAUUGCGGCCGUUUCAGCUGGGAUCACCCCGUUUGUGCGGGUGCCACAUGAGUGCGGCCAGGGCAUGAUACAGAAGGUGCUUCAUGUCGGUGCCAUGGGCGUGAUCGUUCCUCAUAUCCAGGGGGUCGAGGACGCUAAAAAGGCUAUCGCGGUCACCAAGUACCCUCCCCACGGCACUCGCUCGCUCAGCGGCGGGUUUCCCCAAUUCGAGUAUGCCUCGCCCCCUCCCCAGGUGCUGAUGCAAGAAGCCAACCAGUACGGCUCGCAAUGCUUCAUCAUGAUCGAGACGGUGGACGCACUGGCCGCCGUGGAUGACAUUGCCGCCCUGCCUGGCUGCGAUGUACUGCUUGUCGGGUCACAGGAUUUGGCCGCCGAGAUCGGGACCUCGCCAGACUGGGACCAUCCCGGAUUCUGGGACUCGCUCCAGAAAGUGGGCAGCGCGGCCAAGAAGCAUGGCAAGCUGAUGGGGGUUGCUGGUCUGUAUCAUCGUCCAGAUAUUCUGAGGAGAGUCGUCAACGAGCUAGGUGCUAGGUGGGUUGUGGGCUCACACGAUGUCGGCCUUUUGCUAGGGGGUGGUCGUGCCAACUCGGAGCUCUUGAGAGGACUCCAGUCGUGAGGGCUGAAAAUGAUAUGGAAAAUAAGAACAAAGAGUCCACGACACCCAUUUGACAGCAAGUGACCAAAUGGCUCGAGCGAGGCUGGCCUUUUUCGCGGAAACAUUGGCUUCUUUCUGAACUUGGACUCUCCUCUGCACUCAGAUACGACUGAAAGUUGACUUGAAGUGUCAGUCUCCUCCAGCUUUACGAGUCGACCAUGGUACUAUGAAUCUGUACCGAUGGCAGCCCUGUGCCAUUGCUUGGUUCACCUCAUCGUUGAAAAAUUACUAGCUACUGCUCACGCUAAACAUACAGUAAGUAUCUGAUCUUGGCUGGCGAAGGAUAUACGUAGGGGUUUGUCUGCUUACCCUGGACCCCGUGGG